Molecule: messenger RNA, 3156 nt
Organism: Nanorana parkeri
Lineage: Eukaryota; Metazoa; Chordata; Amphibia; Anura; Dicroglossidae
Gene: PAX2
Product: paired box 2
Exons: 13
Coding region: 506-2071 (521 amino acids)
Biological process (GO): regulation of transcription by RNA polymerase II; anatomical structure development
Molecular function (GO): RNA polymerase II cis-regulatory region sequence-specific DNA binding; DNA-binding transcription factor activity, RNA polymerase II-specific
Source: RefSeq, a predicted model, not a curated record
CCCACCUUAAAGUGACAACUUCAGCCAGUGUCUCCAUUUUCCAGAGAUUGCUCUAUCCCCCGAAUUUGUACACACGCACACACCCCUGGAUUUUUUUCCCCCUGUUUAACUUUGCUUUGAAGUCAGAAAACUCCGGCCAAAGACUUGGAGGGGAGCAAACUCUUACUUGACUGCGUCCGGCUUCCAUCACCCGCUGCUCACAAGUGUCUCCUGUGGUCCAGCAGCCAUGAGAAGAGGUACUUGCUGGCCCAAGAUCGCCUCUUCUUCCCAGGAAAUCUGAAGGACUCUACCCAGCCCUGAGCUUCUCCUGCCACCACCACCACAUCCUGCACGGCUGUCAUCAGACCUGUCCCCCUAGCCCAUCCUGCAGCCCUCAGCCCAGGGGGCAGUGGGGACCAACAUUGAGCCUGGAAACAAGUGUAGCCUAUUUUCUUCAAGUCUUGAAGUUCAGUCCAGAGGCGAAACGGCGACUACAGCCGAAUUCCUCCCUUUCAUUUGCCUCCCCAUGGAUAUGCAUUGCAAGGCUGAUCCCUUCUCUGCUAUGCACCCAGGGCAUGGGGGUGUCAACCAGCUCGGGGGGGUAUUUGUCAAUGGCAGACCUCUACCUGAUGUGGUGAGGCAGAGGAUAGUAGAGCUGGCCCACCAGGGCGUCAGACCCUGUGACAUCUCCAGGCAGCUGAGGGUCAGCCACGGCUGUGUGAGCAAGAUCCUGGGCAGGUAUUAUGAAACGGGCAGCAUCAAGCCGGGAGUAAUUGGGGGAUCCAAGCCUAAAGUAGCCACCCCAAAAGUAGUAGAUAAAAUCGCUGAAUACAAGAGACAAAACCCCACCAUGUUCGCGUGGGAGAUCCGGGACAGACUGCUGGCAGAAGGGAUCUGUGACAAUGACACUGUGCCUAGCGUGUCCUCCAUCAAUAGAAUAAUCCGAACAAAAGUGCAGCAGCCAUUUCACCCGACACCAGAUGGAUCUGGAACGCCAGUAAGCGCACCAGGGCACACUAUCGUUCCCAGUACAGCAUCUCCACCUGUGUCCAGCGCCUCCAAUGAUCCCGUAGGCUCUUAUUCCAUAAAUGGGAUCCUGGGUAUACCUCGUUCAAAUGGCGAGAAAAGGAAACGCGAUGAAGGCAAUAUGGAUACAAGCUAUCGUUCAUACAUGUUGAACAGGGCCAGACUUGGAAUACUAAAAUGCAGCCAAGAUGGAUCUGAUGGUUCCGGGCCAAAUGGAGAUUCUCAGAGUAGUGUGGAGAGCUUACGGAAACAUUUACGUGCAGACAACUUUACCCAGCAACAGUUGGAAGCAUUAGAUCGAGUUUUUGAACGUCCAUCCUAUCCAGAUGUGUUUCAAACUUCGGAACACAUUAAAUCUGAACAGGCAAAUGAAUACUCCCUUCCAGCACUAACUCCUGGCCUGGAUGAAGUCAAAUCUAGUUUAUCAGCCUCUGGUAACGCAGACCUUGGUAGCAACGUGUCAGGACCUCAGACCUACCCAGUGGUAACAGAGAGUUUCUCCUCUCACCUUUAUGUAAAGCAAGAGCCUCAUGAAGCUUCCCUUACUCCCUUCACUCCCUCUUCACUGGCCAGCUCGGGGCUGGCUGAUCUUCAGCCUUUUCAGAUGGCCCUCACGGUUGAUGCGUCCACACCUGCGUACAGCUCCUUCACCCACCAUGGCCCUCCCUACGGGCAGUUCGGCAGCCAGCCACUCAUAGCAGGUCGAGACAUGACAAGUACAACCCUUCCUGGUUACCCUCCUCAUGUUCCUCCUACAGGACAAGGCAGCUACCCAACCUCAACCCUUGCUGGAAUGGUACCUGGCACCAACGUUUCGGUCCAUCAUUCGGUCCAGUCUGUGGAGUGCUGCUCAUGUCUGUCCAGCUCUAAGCCUUGUCUGUUUCACUGCAGGACUGGGAGUGGAAGUGAAUUUUCAGGAAAUCCCUACAGUCACCCACAGUAUACAACAUACAAUGAAGCAUGGAGGUUCAGCAACCCAGCAUUACUAAGUUCCCCUUAUUAUUAUAGUGCCACAUCCAGGGGCUCCGCACCUCCCACUGCUGCCACUGCCUAUGACCGCCACUAGUUACCAUGGAAACCACAUGAAACUGCAGUGCGAGAACUUAGGCCUCCAUUAUGUACCUGUGUGAGCAUCAUCAUGUUGGGAAGAAGAGCUUCUUAAACUGUGCCUCCUGCCAUUACUCUGCUACAGCUACUGACUCUGUUCAGCUCCACUGUGCUGAACUGUUCUCCACCACAAAGUCGUAUCAUGACUUUUUCAGUAGCUAAACAAACACCCAGCAAACAAGUCUGACACUGGAGCCCUUUUGCUGCAAAUGAGAGGCCCAAACGUUCAUUUAUAUUGCGGAUCUUGGGACCUUAGGACAGCAAAGUCUUGGAAAUAUAUGACAGUGUUAUUGAUUUCAAAACAACAGUACGAAUGAAGACAUUUUUUAAGACUCCAAAAUAAAAUGUAUUCCAAAAAGGGAGAGAUCUCUAAACAGCAAAAAAAACAAAAACAAACUACGGAGAAGACAAACCAUUUUCCCUCAAAAUCCAUUCCACCGGGUAAAGUUUCUGGACAGAAGAGUUCUGAAAAAUCCCUUUUGAAACAAUAAGCAAUUGGAAGACUGCAGGAGUUAGAAAAAAAUUCUUCCUCAAAAACAACUAUUGGGAGUAUCAGAACUAGCCAUCUAAACAUCCUCCUGCCUUGGACAGGAUGCCUGCCUCGUAUACUCCAUCAGUUGUGCUGGCAUUCCCAAUACCCCACGUGGAUCUGAAUCCUGUGAAAAACAAUCAACUCAGAGAAGACAGGAGGACAUUUUGAAGUCAAAUGACUGAACAUUAAAAAGAAAUAUAAAAUAUAUGAAUAUAUAAAUAUAUAUAUAAAAUACACUGUUUUUAUGCUUUAUCAUGAAGGUCUGUAAAAAGUUACAAUAGACAAUUUUCUAUAAAAACAAAAACAACAAAAAAAACCAGUGCUGAAAAUGGAAGAGAUUGUCAUAGGACUACAUGAAGAAGGCAGUUCUUGAUAUAUUGUUCCUCCUUCUAGCUUUUUUUUUUUGUUUUGUUUUGCACUAGUGUGUCAUAGUCCGAUACUGGGGGCUUUGUUAUGCCCCUGUAUAAAAAUCAUUGUGAAUAUUUCACACUCUAGGAAAAAAAAUAAAAAAU